Gigantopelta aegis is the source of this 983-nucleotide messenger RNA. Its product is annotated as putative ankyrin repeat protein RF_0381. The record is from RefSeq and is a predicted model, not a curated record. Lineage: Eukaryota; Metazoa; Mollusca; Gastropoda; Neomphalida; Peltospiridae. The transcript has a single exon. Bases 125 to 853 code for a protein of 242 amino acids. Gene Ontology annotation, molecular function: protein binding.
ACUGCCAGAGUCCUGUGACUCUUUGAAAGUACUGCUUAAACAUGGAGCAAACCUAAAUGAUACUGAUGAUUGCUUGAAUACAGCACUUCACUAUGCUGCAUAAAGUAAAGCAGUGGAAUAUGUGAUGUAUCUAGUUAAAAAAGGGUCAGAUGUAAAUGUGCGCAAUAAAACAGGUAUGACACCGUUACACCUGGCGGCAGUCCCAUGCACUGAUGACUGGUUCUAUUUCUCUCAUUUGAAAGUUGUAAAAGAUGAUUCUGAAAAUUUGAAACGCUCAUUGCAUGAAUAUAACAUUGAUCUCAAUGCAUUAGAUAAAAUGGGAAUUUCAUUCAAGGUUACCACAGAUUCACUGGACUGUUUAACAUAUGUGAUGAAAAAAUCAAAAUCAGAUAUUCCAAAUAAUAUUCGUGUAAUAUUCCUUCAUCUUAAGACAAAUUCCGGAUGGUGUGCUGACAAUUUUAAAAAAGCAUUCAGUAGAUCAUGUGAUACAGUGGAUAAAUUGAUUGCAUGUGGAGCAGAUGUGAAAGCAGUUGAUGAGUUUGGAAACAGUCCACUUCAUAUUGCUGCCAAAUGUCUCUCUGCCAGUGUUCUCUCUCUGAUAAGAAAUGGAUCUGAUGUAAACCUUGAAAACAAGGAAGGCAGAACACCACUGCAUGAAGCAGUAAGACAUGGUUUAUAUUUGUAUGAUAAAGAUAAAUCUAGUGAUGAAAGGUCACAUGAUGAAGACAACACUAUUUAUGGAAAGUCAGAACCAUUAUUGAUAGUGCAAAAAUUAGUUGAAAAUGGAGGCAACGUAAAUGCCAAGGAUGUAUUAAAGAACACACCACUUCAUAUUGCAGCAGAAACAAGUUAAUGUGUGAAUUAUCUAAUCAAAAAAGGAGCCAAGGUAAAUGCAACAAACAACAAUGGCAGGACGCCACUUCAUUUGGCUGUCAUUCCCGUUAUGUUUGUUUAUAAAAAUGAUUUAAGUGGUUCGAAUAAGG